UUCGGAUGGAUGUCGACGACGCGCGCGACGGCGGCGACGAGGACCGUUCCGACGACGACGAUGACGCGCGCGAGGACGCGAUCGACGCGAGCGAAGGCUCGAGCGAGGACGACGAGGACGAGGACGACGACGAGGACGACGACGAGGACGACGAUGAUGUAGAAUUGGAUGAUGCGCAAUUGGACACGAUAAUGACGCUCGAACAAGAGCUCGAGAGCGACUCCUGGCGCGAUUACGCGAAAGCGGGGAGAUUGAUUGAUUUGUUGCGCGCGGCGAACCUGCGCGAGCGGUGCAGAACGGCGAGGGAACGAUAUAACGAAGCGUUCGCGAUGGACGAGGCGCGCUGGUCGGCGUGGAUUCAAGACGAAUUGGCGAAUAAGACGACGGGGACGAAACGCGAACGGCACACGCGAUGCGAUGAGUUGUUCGCGAGGGCGAUCGAAGAGUGUGGACGGACGAGCGUGCGGUUGCACAUGGGAAGGUCGAGGAACGCGAUGGAGCUGGAGGCGGAUGAGAGCGACCGACGCGCGCUUUACGAGACGGCGACGGCGGGACCGGGGAUGAACUUUAACGAUGGGCAUUUGAUUUGGCAGGCGUAUCGAGCGUUUGAACUGUCGUGGGCGGCGUCGGAAACGCAGAAAGUGCGGGUGAAGGCGCUGUAUUUGCGACAGUUGAAGAUUCCACAAGCGCAGUCUCAGGCGACGCUCGAGGCGGCAAAGACGUGGGCCGCCGACGCGGGUCUUCAUAACGCAGACGCCGCGUUCCACGAAGCGUACGCGGUUGGUAAUGCUGCAAAAGUACUGCGCGAGCCUUACGAGGCGCGUCUGCUCGCCGUGACGAGUUCGCAUGAAGGCGACGCGAAGCUGCUUCGAGCGUACGCAACCUACAUUGAUUUUGAAAUGGCGAGCGGAUCUCCGGACAGAGUCGUUCACUUGUACGAACGCGCGCUUUCGUCGCUGCCGUAUGUCGCAGAGCUCUGGCGAGACUACGUGUUGUACGUGUGGUCGAUAUCGUUCAAAUCAGCAGAAGCAGCUUCGCGCACUUUGAUGCUUCGCGCCGUUCGCAUGUGCCCGUCUAGCGUUCUGUGGAAGUCGGUGCUCGAGCUGGAGUCGUCGUACGACUUGUACACGCAUGCGCUGAGAACGAAGUUCAGAGAUCCGAACGACUACGGUGCGGUUCUUACAAAAGUUCUCACACAGUGCGUACGUUUGGACGAUUGGGCAAAAGCGUCCGGGUGCGUGACUUUUGGUUUCGAGCAGAUGGCCAAGGAUUAUUCGCCCAACAUCAUGGCGGCGGCGGCGAUCCAUGUCUUGAAAGAACUAGUAGACUACGCGUUGAUGAAAGAUCACAAGACGACGGUCGCGUCAUUCAUAGACGCUGUUUUUGCGCAACUCGCGGAGCGGGCACCGUUCAAGACCGCCGCUGAAUUUGUCAUCCUUCGAACUGAUACGUCGCGCCUUAUAAAGAAGACGCAAAAGGAAGUACUAGACCUGUACGAUGUAGCGUUACAGCGAGGAACCGUGGAACCCGUCGGCCUGUCGAAGAAGACGGUAGAUGAAGAGACCCGUCGAUUGGCUGGAACGGCUAUGCUACUGAAAGCAAAGGCGCGAUAUCUGUCGACAUUUGCACCAAAAAAGUACGACGAUUUCAACGAAAAGACCAACGCUAUGGCCGCUGUGCGGCGGUACGAGUUAAAACUCGCGUGUGAGCGAUUGGCUGCGAACGCGGCGGCGAAAGAGCGCAUGAAAAGCGGUGGAAGCCGCCGCGAACGCGCCGCCGCGCGUCGCGCCGGAGCCGAACCCAUUCCACGCAAACGAACUCGCGAAAUUCCAGAGGGAGGCGACAAGACUGAUAUGAAUCUUGCCGGAAUGGAUCAUGACGCUCGUGUCAAGACGCUUUUCCCAACAAGAGACACGCAAACAGCCUUUGUCAAAAAUUUGUCCUGGGACGUUACGGACGCCGAGCUCAUGGAGUUCUUCACCGGCGCGGUGAGCUGUCGAAUCGUCAAGGACAAAGCCACUGGUCGUUCGCGAGGAAUCGCGUACGUUGACUUUGGAGAAGAAGCUGCUCUGAACGCUGCAAUCAUGCGAUCCGGUGAGGCGCUCAAGGGAAGACUGGUUGAUAUCGCGAAGAGUCGGCCUCCCGGUGACGACGGACCCGAUGGUCGCGGUGGACGUGGCGGUGGACGUGGCAGUCGUGGCGGUGGUCGUGGUGGCGGGCGCGCCGCACCGUCUGUGGCUUCUGGACGUGGUCGCGGAGGCUUGGGCCUUAUGCCUCGCGCGAUAACGGUGACGCGUACGGACAACGGCGAAGGCGCACAAGCAAAAACUAACGCAGACUUCAGGGCAAUGUUUGUGAAGGGAUCAUCGCAGUAGAGACGCUCGUAGUAGUGAUGAAAAAAACGUUGUUGUAUA
Messenger RNA from Ostreococcus lucimarinus CCE9901, 2414 nucleotides. RefSeq lists its product with no specific name. The transcript has a single exon. Bases 192 to 2375 code for a protein of 727 amino acids. Gene Ontology annotation, biological process: RNA processing. Gene Ontology annotation, molecular function: RNA binding; protein binding. Lineage: Eukaryota; Viridiplantae; Chlorophyta; Mamiellophyceae; Mamiellales; Bathycoccaceae. The record is from RefSeq and is a predicted model, not a curated record.